GAGAGUUAUCCACUGACCAUCAUCACCUAUGUGGGACUGACCCUCUCCCUUCUCUGCCUCUUCCUUGCCAUCCUCACCUUCCUCCUGUGCCGCUCCAUCCGCAACAUCAGCACCUCCCUCCACCUGCAGCUCUGCCUCUGCCUCUUCCUGGCCGACCUGCUCUUCCUCACCACAGUGAACAGUGUCACCAAUGAGGUGGUGUGUGCUGUCAUUGCUGGCCUUCUACACUAUCUCUUCCUGGCCUGCUUCAGCUGGAUGUUACUAGAGGGGCUGCACCUCUUCCUCACCGUCAGGAACCUGAAGGUCGUGAAUUACACCAGUGCCAGCCAGUUCAAGAAGAGAUUCAUGUACCCGUUUGGCUAUGGAUUCCCAGCCCUGGUGGUGGCUAUUUCUGCAGCGGUGAAUCCUGGUGGCUACGGAACUUCCAAACACUGCUGGCUCACAAUAGAGGGAGGCUUCAUCUGGAGUUUCCUUGGACCGGUCUGCCUUAUUAUUGUGAUGAAUUUAACAUUUUUUAUCACAACCCUCUGGAUCCUGAGAGACAAAAUCUCCUCCCUCAAUGCAGAUGUCUCCACCCUCAAAAACACAAGCAAGCUCAAACCAUCUCUGACCGUGGAGGAAAACCGUGAGCUCCUUGGUCAGUGCUUCAAAAGUUUAUUUCCCCUUCCUCCCUUGGAGAAGAUGAAAGAGGAAGACGGGACAGCAAAGGAUGCUCUGCAUAUACAACUCCUCAGGAAAUGGUUCAGUUCGGGGAAGGAGUGGGAGAGAGAACGGGCCUUGCAGGCCAGCACCCAGCUGCAGACUGCCUAUCAAGAGGUAGUUCAUAGCACAUAUGAUCCCGAGCUUUCGUCACGGCAGUUUGGGGUUGAGCUCUCCCGACUGACCAAUGAGGAGCGAGCGGUGCCACUGGUGGUGGAGAAGCUCAUAAACUACAUUGAAAUGCAUGGAUUGUACACCGAGGGCAUUUACAGGAAGUCAGGCUCAACCAAUAAGAUAAAGGAGUUCCGACAGGGUCUUGAUACAGGCCUGCAGGAGAGGAAGGAGACCAUCCGAGGCAUGUACUCUGUCAUUGAUCAGCUCUCUCGCACCCACCUCAGUACCCUGGAACGCCUCAUCUUUCACCUUGUGAGGAUUGCCCUGCAGGAAGAGACCAAUCGAAUGUCAGCUAAUGCCCUGGCCAUUGUGUUUGCUCCCUGUAUUCUCCGCUGUCCUGACACAACUGACCCACUGCAGAUCGUUCAGGACAUCAGUAAAACAACCACCUGUGUGGAGUUGAUUGUCGUAGAGCAGAUGAAUAAAUACAGGGCUCGUCUCACGGACAUCAACAGCCUGGAGUUUGCUGAGAACAAAGCAAAAAGCAGGCUGUCUUUGAUCCGCAGAUCAGUG
Molecule: messenger RNA, 1386 nt
Organism: Mauremys mutica (yellowpond turtle)
Lineage: Eukaryota; Metazoa; Chordata; Testudines; Geoemydidae
Product: calcitonin gene-related peptide type 1 receptor-like
Exons: 10
Biological process (GO): intracellular signal transduction; cell surface receptor signaling pathway; G protein-coupled receptor signaling pathway
Cellular component (GO): membrane
Molecular function (GO): G protein-coupled receptor activity; microfilament motor activity; GTPase activator activity
Source: RefSeq, a predicted model, not a curated record